CGAAGCGCUGAGGGACCAGAGGCGAGGUUUAGGGUGAGGGGAACACAUUCAGGAAGCUGUGUCCGCUGAUAAGACCGGAGGGAAGACAUACGUAAAGACAAAUACACACAAUUUCAACUUAUUUUUGUUUUGUUUUGUUGAAAAUAAGACGGAUAAAUUGUAAGGGUUUCUUUUGGUGUUCCCUUUAGAGCGUAUGGUCUCUGGGUAGAGUGAUCGUCGCUCCUGGAUAUGGCAGGUCUCUAUGGACUGAAGAUCCUGCUGCUAUGGGCUGGGCUCAUAUGUAAGUACAGUAUGAUACCCAGGGGAUGGGGUUCAUGGGAGGGGUGUUAUCCCUUUAAUGGGGACAGGGCUGUGGGGCCUAAAUUCACCAAUAAAGAAUAUGGUGAUUGUUUUAGAAAAUGUAUACUGAUGCGGUCACUCAAAGGGUGCAAGAGUGCACAUAACAAUGUUGAUAAAUCAAAUUUACUUGAGGCAUUUUUCUACAGGCAUUUGUAAUGUUGACAGUGGAUCAAUCAUUUUUGAGAGAGUGAUAAAGGGCUGUGGUUGAAGCAGGAUAUGGUAUACUUUUUUCAGACCAUUCGAAAUGCAAUAUCUUUGUUAGGGUUUACUGUUAACACUGAAUUGGAAUAGAGUAACUCUGAGAUUGUCCUUCUAAACUGUCUGGGUGGGCGUUACCUGGAGGACUAACUUUUAAAGAGGAGUAAGGUGAGUUGGUCCCCUCAUGUUCCCCUCAGAGAAAGGACACGCCUGAUUAGUGAUUAGUCAAGUUUUUACUCUUAACUUGGUCCACUGAAAUGCUUUCACUGAUUGGAUAUCUAUCUAGAUCAGGGACUUAACAUCUAAGUAAUAAUCUGAAGCUAAUACCUGCCUUUCACUGUGCGAACAAUGCUACAUCCAAAACCUCUUGCUCCGUGUGAAAAAGUGCAGCGUUGUUUGUGUACAUUUAGCAUGGAUCUCCAAUACAUGUGAAAGUUCUGAAUGUAGAAUGUACUUCUACCAACUGCAGUAAGACACAUAGAGUUUAGAUGUGGGGUUCUUUUCAGACAGAUCACAGCUCAACCACUUCCGUGUUCCAUUUUGAGCGGCCUGUCUGCACUUCCUGGUAUAGCUAUAGCUGAGAUCAGGGCCGGUUCUUCCGUUCUGCCACCCUAGACUUGACCAAAAAAGGCACCGGCAAAACUAGAAUAGUCCCAGUAAGCAAAACUAAGUUGAAAAGAGGUCUAAAAUACGUAUUUCCCAGACGUUGAAGUUACGUUCAAUUUAGGUUCUCAAUGAAAGGUGAAAAUAUGUGUUUUCUGUACGUUUAAAAUACAUAUUUUCCAGGAUGUUGAAAUCAGGCUCUGAAUUAAAGUUGAAAAUACUUAUUUUCCGGAUGUUGAAAAUAUGUAUUUCCCGGAUGUUGAAAUAAUAUGGCUCAUCUUUGACCGGACCAAAAACCAUUGUCCGAGGAUGUGGAACUCAGGCCGGUCCGAACUGCACCAAAAAUAGACGUCCAAAAGGCGUCGGCCUCCCGAGUGGCGCAGUGGUCUAAGGCACCGCAUCGCGAUGUGACAAGACUGUAACUACCAAUUGGGGACAAAAUUUAAAAACAAAAUAACAAAAAGGCGUCGGCCCGUGCUUACUGAGGUGUAGCCUACAGUGUUACCUGAAAUAGAAUUUUAUGAAUGCCCAUCUAUGUGGUAAGCGUACUGUUGGUAAAACACCAAAAAAAAGUCAAAAAGACAUCGGCUCGUGCUUACUGGGGUGUAGCCUACCAUGUCGGCCAUGAUGGAAUUUUAUGACUGCCCAUCCAUGUGGUAGGCCCACCAUUUUGUUAAUCAGGCCGUCGCAUUGGCUUCAUUAAUCCUGAUUCCUGUGACUAAUCAAUUUGGCUAUUUAAGCUAUGAAUAUCAGCUACCCAACUUUAUCUGGAGUUAUCGUGAGCCUAUUUGCAAUGUGUUUACACAGUAUUUUCUUUUUCGCUAUGAUCAGCUUGUCAAAAAUGUACGGAUACAAACUUGAAACCACUGAUCAUGACAAUGGGGUGUAACUCCUGGACAACAGUUGUGAUUGUCCAUUCCAUAUUGCCCAUUUUUUUUAAUGAUAUGUUGUUUGUUAACAUGACAGCACAUUUUUUAUUUGAUUGGGCACCAUUUAGGUUAGGCUAUUUGAUCGGUGAAACUUGCAUGAUGUAAAAAGUGUCUGUCUCAUUACAUUGUCAUACAUUUUAUCUCCAGCCUGUAGGCUACAGAAAAGGCCACAUACUAUUUCUACCGUAUACUAUGUCUGCUACAUGAUAAAUGUUAGGCAAUUUUUUUGACGGAACGUUGGUGGAGCGCCGCAGCGAUGCAUCUCUCCAACAGCAACCUGGAGAGGCGCGCUGGGAGUGGACAAGCAAAAUAUUUUGCGCCCCUGCCACUGACAAAGUGGAUACUGCUUAUCACAGGGCGGCAUCAACGCUCACCUAAAAAGCCCUUAUGCCACUGGUCAAUCUGCCACCAUAAGCGGAGGCCUAACCCUGCCUAAUGAGCGGGCCGGCCCUGGCUGAGAUGGAAUUUAAGAAAAUUACUUGAGAAAAGCAGAAGCCUUUGAAAUGAAGAAGUGGUGUUGAAAUGUUCACAGAGCUGUAUGAUUAAAACAACGUUUCAGGGAGGAGAGGAGGAUGUGGUGAUGAGGGGGGUGAGGCUUAGCAGAAGGACAUCUUAUCUGUAAAUGUAAAUUUUAGAGAGAGAGACAAAGAGAGAGCAAGUCUGUGCAGACCUUUUGGGGGGGCAUGUGCUCAAACUAAAAAAAGAAACAUUACGGCAACCAUGGUAACAGACUCAUUUAGCAAUUAUUAGAAGAAGAGGGGAAAGCAGCACCAUCUGAGGAGUAAAGCAUUUUGCAAAACUAUUUUGAACUGGAGUAAAUGCUGCACUUAUUAACAAUGACCAAUACAAUUAGUCAAAAUAGAAAAUUAAGUAAUACCGUAGCCUACCAUUACUAUAUCCAACCCUACUCUAUUUGUUGCCAUUAUCAUGUAUCCCAGUGGUUGGCUAACUUUUUUGACCCGCAACCCCAAAAAAGGAGUGGUACAAAACUUGUGAGUCACUAGGCACCCAAACUAGGCUUAUCUGAAAUAUGAAAAUGAUCAAUCAAAUCGCCAGGUAGCCUAUUGUUCCAUAGUAGAUUGCCUGCUUGCAAAACUGGAGGAAAUUAAAGAAGUUAUUUACAGUUACUGAUCUGGAUAUGGGCACUCACCUUUGCGCGCCAAUACUGAUGACUAGUCAAUGGUCAACAAUCAAGACGUGAAACUUUUUGGUUCUGAAGCAUUCAGUGCAGUCGGAAAGUAUUCAGACCCCUUGACGUUUUCCACAUUUUGUUACGUUACAGCCUUAUUCUAAAAUUGAUUCACUUUUUUUUCCCCCUCAUCAAUCUACACACAAUACCCCAUAAUGACAAAGCAAAAACUGGUUUUUAGAAAUGUUUGCAAAUGCAUUCAAAAUAAAAAACUGAAAAUAUGACAUUUACAUAAGUAUUCAGACCCUUCACUCAGUACUUUGUUGAAGCACCUUUGACAGCAAUUACAGCCUCGAGUCUUCUUGGGUAUGACACUACAAGCUUGGCACACCUGUAUUUGGGGAGUUUCUCCCAUUCUUCUCUGCAGAUCCUCUCAAGCUCUGUCAGGUUUGAUGGGGAGUGUCGCUGCACAGCUAUUUUCAGGUCUCUCCGGAGAUUGAUCGGGUUCAAGUCCGGGUUCUGGCUGGGCCACUCAAGGACAUUGAGAAACUUCUCCCGAAGCCACUCCUGCGUUGUCUUGGCAGUGUGCUUAGAGUUGUUGUCCUGUUGGAAGGUGAACCUUCGCCCCAGUCUAAGGUCCCGAGCGCUCUGGAGCAGGUUUUCAUCAAGGAUACUUUGUACUUUGCUCCAUUCAUCUUUCCCUCGAUCCUGACUAGGGGGGUAGGCCGUCAUUAUAACUAAGAAUUUGUUCUUAACUGACUUGCCUAGUUAAAUAAAGGUUAAAUACAAUUAAAAUACCAUUUUAAUUUUUAAAAGUCUACCAGUCCCUGUCGCUGAAAAACAUCCCCACAGCAUGAUGCUGCCACCACCAUGCUUCACCAUAGAGAUGGUGCCAGGUUUCCUCUAGAUGUGACACUUGGCAUUCAGGCCAAAGAGUUCAAUCUUGGUUUCAUCAGACCAGAGAAUCUUGUUUCUCAUGGUCUGAGUCCUUUAGGUGCAAACUCCAAGUGGGCUGUCAUGUGUAUUUUACUGAGGAGUGGCUUCCGUCUGGCCACUCUACCAUAAAGGCCUGAUUGGUGGAGUGCUGUAGGGAUGGUUGUCCUUCUGGAAGGUUCUCCCAUCUCCACAGAGGAACUCUAGAGCUCUGUCAGAGUGACCAUCGGGUUCUUGCUCACCUCCCUGACCAAGGCCCUUCUCCCCCGAUUGCUCAGUUUGGCCCGGCGGCCAGCUCUAGGUAGAGUCUUGGUGGUUCCAAACUUCUUGCAUUUAAGAAUGAUGGAGGCCACUGUAUUCUUGGGGACCUUCAAUGCUGCAGACAUUUUUUGGUACCCUUCCCCAGAUCUGUCCCUCGACACAAUCCUCUCUCAGAGCUCUACGGACAAUUCCUUCGACCUCAUGGCUUGGUUUUUGCUCUGAAGUGCUGUCAACUGUGGGACCUUAUAUAGACAGGUGUGUGCCUUUCCAAAUCAUGUCCAUUCAAUUGAAUUUACCACAGGAGGACUCCAAUCAAGUUGUAGAAACAUCUCAAGCAUGAUCAAUGGAAACAGGAUGCACCUGAGCUAAAUUUCGAGUCUCAUAGCAAAGGGUCUGAAUAUUUAUUUUGUAUAAUUUUGCAAACAUUUCUAAAAACCUGUAUUCGCUUUGUCAUUCUGGGGUAUUGGGUGUAGAUUGAUGAGAUUUUCUUUUUUUAAAUCCGUUUUAGAAUAAGGCUGUAAUCGCUGCCAAAGGUGCUUCAACAAAGUACUGAGUAAAUGGUCUGAAUACUUAUGUAAAUGUGAGUUUUUUUUAUUUUUAAUACAUUUGAAGAAAUUUCUAAAAACCUGUUUUUGCGUUGUCAUUAUGGGGUAUUGUGUGUAGAUUGAUGAGGGGAAAAAAGCAAUUUAAUAAAUGUUAGAAUAAGGCUGUAACGUAACGAAAUGUAUUCACACACAAUACCCCAAUAAUGUGGAAUGUGAAUGUCUUCAGUCAAUAAGUAUUCCACCCCUUUGUUAUGGCAAGCCUAAAUAAGUUCAGGAGUAAAUAUUUGCUUAAUAAGUUGCAUGGAAUCACUCUGUGCAAUAAUAGUGUUUAACAUAAUCAUACUCAGUGAUGUGUUGUGUUGGAUUUGCCACAAACAUAAUACUUUGUGAUCAGGACAUAAGGUUAAUUUCUUUGUCAAAUUUUUGGCAGUUUUACUUUAGUGCCUUUUUGCAAACAGGAUGCAUGUUUUGGAAUAUUUGUAUUCUGUACAGGCUUCCUUCUUUUCACUCUGUCAUUUAGGUUAGUAUUGUGGAGUAACUACAAUGUUGUUGAUCCAUCUUCAGAUUUCUCCUAUCGCAUCCAUUAAACUCUGUAACUGUUUCAGAGUCACCAUUGGUGAAAUCCCUGAGCGGUUUCCUUCCUCUCUGGCAACUGAGUUAGGAAGGAUGCAUGUACAGUAUAUCUGUAGUGACUGGGUGUAUUGAUACACCAUCCAAAGUGUAAUUAAUAACUUCACCAUGCUCAAAGGGAUAUUCAAUGUCUGCUUUUUAAAAAUCCAUCUACCAAUAGGUGCCCUUCUUUGCGAGCCAUUGGAAAACCUCCCUGUUUUUUUGUGGUUGAAUCUGUGUUUGAAAUUCACUGCUCAACUGAGGGACCUUACAGAUAAUUGUAUGUGUGGGGUACAGAGAUGAGGUAGUCAUAACAAAAUCAUGUUAAACGCUAUGAUUGUAAACAUAGUGGGUCCAUGCAACUUUUUAUGUGACUUAUUAAGCACAUUUUUACUCCUGAAUUUAUUUAGGCUUGCCAUAACAAAGCGGUUGAAUACUUAUUGAGUAAAGACAUUUUAAACUUUUCAUUUGUUAUUAAUUCCACUUUUACAUUAUGGGGUAUUGUGUGUAGGCCAGGUGACACAAAAUCAAUUUUAAAUUCAGGCUGUAACACAACAUAAUUUGGAACAAAUCAAAGGGUGUGAAAACUUUCUGAAGGCCCUGUUAUUAGAUGUAUAUAUACAGGGGUGUGAAUAAUUUCAGAAGAAAGUUUUCACACCCCUUGGACUUUUUCCACAUUUUGUUGUGUUUUCACACCUCGCCUCUGCCAUUUUACCAUUGAUGAGAACGAGCCACCAUGCAAAGUACAUAGCAACCAGGUCUCCAUUAAAUAAACGAAUCAAAUAUUAUUUGUCACAUACACGUGUUAGCAGAUGUUAUUGCGGGUAUAGCGAAAUGCUUGUGCUUCUAGCUCCGACGGUACAGUAAUAUCUAACAAGUAAUAUCUAACAAUUUCACAACAUAUACCCAAUACACACAAAUCAAUUUCACAACAUAUACCCAAUACACACAAAUCAAUUUCACAACAUAUACCCAAUACACACAAAUCAAUUUCACAACAUAUACCCAAUACACACAAAUCAAUUUCACAACAUAUACCCAAUACACACAAAUCAAUUUCACAACAUAUACCUAAUACACACAAAUCAAUUUCACAACAUAUACCCAAUACACACAAAUCUAAGUAAGGAAUGGAAUUUAAGAAUAUAUACAUAUAUGGACAAGCAAUGACAGAGCGGCAUGGACUAAGAUACAGUAGAAUAUUAUAGAAUACAGAACAUACAUAUGAGAUGAGUAGUGCAAGAUAUGUAAACAUUAUUAAAGUGACUAGUGUUCCAUUUCUUAAACUGGCCAUUGAUUUCAAUAGGCAGCAGCAGCCUCUAAUGUGCUAGUGAUGGCUAUUUAACAGUGAUGGCCUUGAGAUAGAAGCUGUUUUUCAUUCUUUCAACACAUAGCUUCCUCUUGAUGGUAGAUCUGUUCUUACGUUGCACGUCUCAAACGCAACUUCAAACAACCUACACUGGAUGUGUGAAGACAUUUCACUUCUGCAAUCAGACUUUGAUAACAGACUCACUGGUGGCAAGGAACCAUUGGUUGUCAGUUCACCCACUACCUCAGUUACAUACUCACAAACUGAGAGUAACACCUUUCAAUACUAAGGAGGUGUAGUAGUGUGAAAAAGUAAAAAAAAGAAUCCCCAGCCAGUCACAAUAGCAGCAUCUACCCAGGUUUUCAUUGGGCGUGCGGACCGGUAAAAUGUCAGUGCAGGGUGCACACAUCUCCCUCCAAAAACACUAAAACACAGAAACCAGGGUUGAGAAAAAACCACUUCCUGAAGUCUAAUUAUUGUUCAAGCAGCCUCUGUCACAUUCUCAUUUCUGUUGUAGGUCUCUGUUAAAAUGGAAGGGAAACACAAUGUAAUAGCAGUUUAUUUUGGGUUGAAUACUUCUACAGCUCGAAGUGCUUUCGAAAUGCUUUCUUUCUCUGUAAUUUUGUAUGAGGCCUAUGUAGGAAAAUACUUGCAGGUCAAGUCAAACCAAAGCAAGUGUAUAAUGAAACAUUUUGACAACCUAAAUGUGUUGAAAUGAGGAAGUAAACAUUUUAAGUCACUGCUUUUUUGCGUUUUGUCUUAGAAGCUCAGGGUUUGGGUUACAGGAAAUACAGCAAAAGGUUAACAGCUCAAAUCAUCUCAAAGUAGACUAGACCUUAAAGGUGUAAUUGGGUCUGGCACAUUCCACACCUGUCUCAUGUGACAUUAAAAAAAUAUAUAAAUAUAUAUUUAAAAUGGUCAAGAGCCUUGAUGCGUUCACACCUGUGUGCAUUAUAGUCACAUAUCGUACUGUUUAUCUGCAGUUGUGACAAAACUGAAGCUGAACGAUUGCUGUUGUUAGAACAGAAGCCGAUUGGGCUCUCAUCUCUGGGCUUGAUGCGAAGCAGGAAACUGUGGUCGGCAGCUGAAAUAUAGUGUUUGCUCUGCUCCGAGUUACCAUGGCUACCAGGUUAUGCCACACUCACACUCACAUACAAACCACCACUGCUAACAACGCCCUUUCCUGCCCGGCUAGCUACGAGCAGUAAGGAAGUCAAUGUGUACACCACAGGAGGCUGGUGGCACCUUAACUGGGGAGGAUGAGUUCAUAGUAAUGGCUGGAACGGAAUUAAUGGAAUGGUAUCGAACUCAUCAAACACAGAGCUUCCAUGUGUUUGAUACCAUUCCAUUGACUCCGUUCCAGCCAUUGUUAUGAGCCGUCCUCCCCUCAGCAGCCAACUGUGGUAUACAGGGUAAAGACUUGGAGGAAGUUACGUGCUUGAUGAAUCUGACCAAAUACAAUGUUGGUCGACGUUUAUAGCAGUUCAUUUCAGAUAAAUAAUUACUCCGAUUGAUGUAUUGCUAGACAGUAACAUUGGCCACAAGUCCUUGAUGAUGACUUAAAUGUGUGAAUGUAAAAGUGACAAAACGAUAAUUCUCUCCUCAUUUUUUUUUUUAGGCCGGCAGGAUCGAAGUUUGGCAGGUCAGUUGGUCUUAAAGUUAUUCUCUAAUUAAUGUCUUUAACCCCCAGAAUCAGUCAUUAUUUGUCCACAUCUGAAGGUGACCAUUGCAUUAUUCCGGGUGUUGUUCACAUUAAUGCUCAGUGGCAGCAACAAGGUGUCCAGCUCAAUAGAUAUCCUAUGGUUCUACAUUUAGCUCUAGGGGGUAAACUCCUCAUCUCAGCCUCUCACUCUCACUCUCACUCUCUCACUAAAGGCGUCACAGCAACAACAACAUCAUCAUCAUCAACAGUAGCCAUCACCACCAAACCCCCAAGCACUCUCACCACAAUCUUAAACUCUCAGACAGCAUCCAACUCAACCCAUUCUUCACUGGUAGCUGACCAAGGUAAAUACUAUACUGGAGUAUCCAGGUGUAGGCUACCUCCGUUUAUAUCAGUGAGAUGUUUGAUUUCUCUCUCUCACACCGUCUAUGUCACGGAGGAAACGUGGUUUGGUAAGUGCAGUAUAAUAGCAAGUGCAUCUUAGUUUUGAGCCUCAAUCAGUCAACCAACCAACCAACCAACCAACCAACCAACCAACCAACCAACCAACCAUCCACUCACCUCUCUCCUGCCUCCACUCUCCUCAGAAAACACUUCCACAGACAAAAGCAGCUCGCCCUUUUCUACACCCAAACAACCCACCAAGAAUGCAAACGACUCCACAGGUAAACCUGCAAAGCAUAAUCUCGCAUAGAGACAUGCUGGGUCUAUUGAGCACUAUCAGGAGCUGAUUUCAUCAUGUGUAAAUGUUGUAUUUCUUGUCUAACUGAGAUUAUAUGGAUACACAGAGAGUGUAUCAGGCCCCUUAACUCCAAACACCACCGCCACGACGACCACUACCACCCUCUCACCUCCACUCACUUCGCUUACCCCCACCUCAAACAACCUUACUCAGGCAUCAGGCCAAGCAACCCUCUCCAACGGUAACGUAUACCUCCUGUAUUAACGUCUGUUGGUGCUGUAAAAUCUAUUGUCUUUGUCUCACAUCAAAAAGUGUGUCAUUCUCUAUUUUAUAGCAACUGGCGGCUCGAGCACCUCUGACCCUGCAGGCACCCGCAACCUAACCCAGGCCUUGCCCACAAACUCCACCUCUCAAAACCAGGCCUUGCCCACAAACUCCACCUCUCAAACCCAGGCCUUGCCCACAAACUCCACCUCUCAAAACCAGGCCUUGCCUACAAACACUUCAGCCAUCCACAACCAAACCUCACCUGCAAGCACCCCGACUUCCACUACAGUUAUCCCCACAGGUUGGCCUCUCCUCCAUGGGAUGCUGUGUUGUGUCCAUUGAUAGUAGAUCAUGUUUCUCCUACUGUUAUGAUGUUGUAAUGGAAUCUGUUGUGAUGUUGUAAUGGAAUCUGUUGUGAUGUUGUAAUGGAAUCUGUUGUGAUGUUGUAAUGGAAUCUGUUGUGAUGUUGUAAUGGAAUCUGUUGUGAUGUUGUAAUGGAAUCUGUUAUGAUGUUGUAAUGGAAUCUGUUGUGAUGUUGUAAUGGAAUCUGUUGUGAUGUUGUAAUGGAAUCUGUUGUGAUGUUGUAAUGGAAUCUGUUGUGAUGUUGUAAUGGAAUCUGUUGUGAUGUUGUAAUGGAAUCUGUUUUGAUGUUGUAAUGGAAUCUGUUAUGAUGUUGUAAUGGAAUCUGUUGUGAUGUUGUAAUGGAAUCUGUUGUGAUGUAAUGGAAUGUUGUUCUCAAGGAUUCUCACCUGUCUGUUCCAUCUUUCAGUCAGCCAGACUACACCAGCAUCAACAAAGUGUGAGUUCCAAUUCUUUGGUUUGAGAUGAAAUCUAAAAGACUAUGCAUGAUUUAAAGGGACAGUUCACCCGAAUUGAUAAAUAAAUAAAUAAUGAUCAAUAUUUUCAAUUAAUCUUAUAGGUUCGUACAAAGUCGAGCCUGUCAAAUAUGGCUUUCAGAUUGUUUUAAGCAACCUGACCCCCGGCACAUACAACAUAUCGUACCAGGAUGGAUCAGGACAAAACAUGACUGUUGGGCAUCAACCGGUGAACUCCACUAUUGAGGUGAAGCCAUUGAAGCCUUGCAGCACCUACACAGUAACGAAGAUUCAGCCUGAAUGUGAACUCAAAGGAAACAGCACACUGACCACUUGGACAUUGGGUAUGUAAAACACACUGAGCAUUACACUGUUUGAAUGAUACAGUUGAAGUCGGAAGUUUACAUACACUUAGGUUGGAGUCAUUAAAACUAGUUUUUCAACCACUCCACAAAUUUCUUGUUAACAAACUAUAGUUUUGGCAAGUCGGUUAGGACAUCUACUUUGUGCAUGACACAAGUAAUUUUUCCAACAAUUGUUUACAGACAGAUUAUUUCACUUAUAAUUCACUGUAUCACAAUUCCAGUGGGUCAGAAGUUUACAUACACUAAGUUGACUGUGCCUUUAAACAGCUUAGAAAAUUCCAGAAAAUGAUGUCAUGGCUUUAGAAGCUUCUGAUAGGCUAAUUGACAUCAUUUGAGUCAAUUGGAGGUGUACCUGUGGAUGUAAUUCAAGGACUACCUUCAAACUCAGUGCUUCUUUGCUUGACAUCAUGGGAAAAUCAAAAGAUAUCAGCCAAGACCUCAGAAAAAAAAUUGUAGACCUCCACAAGUCUGGUUCAUUUUCCAAACGCCUGAAGGUACCACGUUAAUCUGUACAAACAAUAGUACGCAAGUAUAAACACCAUGGGACCACGCAGCCGUCAUACCGCUCAGGAAGGAGACGCGUUCGGUCUCCUAGAGAUGAACGUACUUUGGUGCAAAAAGUGCAAAUCAAUCCCAGAACAACAGCAAAGGACCUUGUGAAGAUGCUGGAGCAAACAGGUACAAAAGUAUCUAUAUCCACAUUAAAACGAGUCCUAUAUCCACAUAACCUGAAAGGCCGAUCAGCAAGGAAGAAGCCACUGCUCCAAAACCGACAUAAAAAAAGCCAGACUACGGUUUGCAACUGCACAUGGGGACAAAGAUCAAACUUUUUGGAGAAAUGUCCUCUGGUCUGAUGAAACAAAAAUAUAACUGUUUGGCCAUAAUGACCAUCGUUAUGUUUGGAGUAAAAAGGGGAUAGCUUGCAAGCUGAAGAACACCAUCCCAACCGUGAAGCACAGGGGUGGCAGCAUCAUGCUGUGGGGGUGCUUUGCUGCAGGAGGAAUUGGUGCACUUCACAAAAUAGAUGGCAUCAUGAUGAAGUACAUUUAUGUGGAUAUAUUGAAGCAACAUCUCAAGACAUCAGUCAGGAAAUUAAAGCUUGGUCGCAAAUGGGUCUUCCAAAUGAACAAUGACCCCAAGCAUACUUCCAAAGUUGUGGCAAAAUGACUUAAGGACAACAAAGUCAAGGUAUUUGAGUGGCCAUCACAAAGCCCUGACCUCAAUACUAUAGACAAUUUGUAGGCAGAACUGAAAAAGUGUGUGCCUACAAACCUGACUCAGUUACACCAGCUCUGUCAGGAGGAAUGGGCCAAAAUUCACCCAAAUUAUUAUGGGAAGCUUGUGGAAGGCUACCCGAAACGUUUGACCCAAGUGAAACAAUUUAAAGGCAAUGCUACCAAAUGCUAAUUGAGUGUAUGUAAACUUAUAAUAAUAUGCCAUUUAGCAGACGCUUUUAUCCAAAGCGACUUACAGUCAUGCGUGCAUAAUUCUUUUUGUGUAUGGGUGGUCCCGGGGAUCGAACCCACUACCUUGGCGUUACAAGCGCCGUGCUCUACCAGCUGAGCUACAGAGGACCACACUGGGAAUGUGUGCGGCAGGUAGCUUAGUGGGUAAGAGCGUUGUGCCAGUAACCGAAAGGUCGCUGGUUGUAAUCCCAGAGCCGACUAGGUGAAAAAUCUGUCGAUGUGCCCUUGAGCAAGGCACUUAACCCUAAUUGCUCCUGUAAGUCGCUCUGGAUAAGAGCGUCUGCUAAAUGACAAAAAAAAAAAAAAAAAAAAAAUGAAAGAAAUAAAUAAAAGCUGAAAUAAAUCAUUCUCUCCACUAUUAUUCUGACAUUUCACAUUCUUAAAAUAAUGUGGUGAUCCUAACUGACCGAAGACAGGGAAUUUUUACUAGGAUUAAAUGUCAGGAAUUGUGAAAAACUGAGUUUAAAUGUAUUUGGCUAAGGUGUAUUUGAACUUCCGACUUCAACUGUACAUCAGGAAUCACACAAUGUCAUACGUUAGAGAGUAAAUAUUUAAAAAAGGGUAAAAAAUAAAUAUAAAUAAAUGGUGCUCCUUGGAUUCAAGACUGUCAAUCAUGAGAAAGAACCACAAUUGAAAUUCCAAGGGAUUCCUAUUAGUUUAGACAACCUCUUUAGAAGGCUUAUAACUCAAGAUAACUGUUGUCCUAUGGUGGAUAUAGAACGAUAACACCUCUACAUAUAGCUCUGGUGGUUACUCCUUUGCAGAAAGAGACGACGUUGAGGAAGACAUUGACUGCAUACCGGGGUCUAUUUGCUAUUUGAGUGACUGGGAUGUCAGCAAAGCAAUUCAGAAGAAAGUUGACAAAUCCCACACAUGCAGAAACAAAUCCAAUGCGCUAUGUUUUGAGCUAAGAAAGAACGACUUCUGCUCUGUAGUCAAUGCAACCUUUGCUCCAAAGAUGUGUGCCAACUCCAACUUUACCAAAACAAAAUCCAUCCAAGUCGGUAGGUUGAUUCUGUUAUAUUGCAUUCAGGCACAAUUACAAACUGUGAUGCCAUGAGGGAAAAGAAAACCCUUACAACAGAAAAAUAGAGAUUUGUCAAAUAAUUUUCUAUUGUAUCAAGUUGAUGUACCUCUUUUGAAGUUUUAUUUACUUUUUGUGACCGCAUAAUCAUAAAGUUACUAUUAUUGUUUCCAGAUCAUUAAGUUUCAUUGUUUAAUUUCUCUAACAGAAAGUUUCCUACGUGCCAACAAAAUUGACCUGGUACCGCCAACAAAGUUUCCUGCAGAAAUACAGUGGACAAAUAAGCCAGUGAAUUGUAAUGGGACACUAUACAUUAAUUACACCUGCCAGGGUAAGUAGAGAAAUAUACUUCAAAAUCAUGUUUAUCAGAUUGAUCUAUCUUUGUAUUUUAUUUUUAUUUAACCUUUAUUUAACCAGGGUAACCCAUUUCCGCUUCGUGCCCUGAGAACAACAAUUCAAGAAUCAUAAUUUCAAUACAAUUCUACAAAAUUAAAAUUACAACAUUACAAAUCAGUUACAUUCCAUUCAAAAUGGAGCAAUAGACACAAGCUAUACAUCAGUCAAAACAGAUGCAUUUAACACGUUCCUCAUCAGAGUCCUAAACUGACCUUUUGAGACCAGAGAAUCAAGUUUUAAAGUGACCCGUAGGUCAUUCCAGGAGCGAGGGGCACUGUAACUAAAUGCAGUCUUCCCCAACUCAGAGGAGACUAGUGGAACCUCUAGAACCAUCCAGUCUUGAGUCUGAUAAUUACUGGAUUUCCAAUUAAGAAGUAAGGUGAGGUAGUAUGGGAGUGUCUGGAGAAGUGCUUUAUAUACAAAUAGUAGCCAAUGUUAGGCCUUUCUGGUAGUCAGACAAUAGAACUGUAUAAAAUGCAAUGAUGUGUACAAACAUUUUCUCCAGUGAUAAAAUACAGGGCUGAGUGAUAGACUGAAUCUAAAGGUUUUAAAACAAAGGCUGCUGCAUGUAUGUAGAUUAUAUCACCGUAAGUACCAGUAGAAGCGAUGCUUGAACAAUCUUCCUCCCAUUUUCAAAAGUGAGGCAGGAUUUUAUUUCUAUAUAGGAAGCCAACCUUCAUUCUCCGGGUCUUUGUCAGUUUUUCAAUGUGCGUUUUAAAGGACAGCUGUCGUCAAUCCAAAUACCUAAAUAAUUAUAGUGGGGGACUUGCUCAAUUUGGGCUCAUUUUCAAGGUGCAGGUACGCAGGUCUUUACUAUACAUUUUAUGAGACCUAGAGAACAACAUAAACUUGGUUUUGUCAACAUUUAGCACUAAUUUAAGAUCAGUAAGGGACUCUUGAAUUGAAUCAAAACCACGCUGGAGGUUAUGGAGGUCAUGCUGUGCUGAGGGGGCAAGGGAAUAAAUAACUGUAUCUAUCAUCCGCAUUAAUAUAUGUGAUAAGACGCUAUUUAUUUAUUUAAUAUUUUCUAUAGAAUAGAUUUAUAGUAUACUGUAUAGUAGAUAGUUCUACAAAAAUGGAUGAUUAAAAUGUAUCAAUUUCUUAUUUCCCUCCAUCAGAACUCAACAAGACUUUGAAUUUAUCUCAGUUGGAACCUUUUACAAAUUACACUUGUACCGGACGUAUUAACCACGGCAAUAGAAGCAUUGAAAAUACCACUUCAUUUUGGAUUGUGUGUGGUAAGUUCAACAUUGAAUUUGGUACCACUUUAUUUUACAGUCCGACCACUGCUAGUAUGUUUUCGAAUGGUAUGUUAAAAUCUUUUUAAAAAUAGCAGCCACGACACAACAAUUUGAUGCUGUUGAAUAUCACUACAGUUUGCAUAUCGGUGUAAUUCCUACUGUUGUAUCCUACAGAUGUGAACAUAAACGUAACUAAUGAUGAACCCACAAAUAGCUCCGUCAGCCUGAAAUUGAACAUGUCCUCCAAGAAGUGCCAAUCCUCUCACCUUAAGGACCACCUUACAUACAAGUACUGCUGUAAAGAUAAGAAACAAAAACAUAGUAAGAUACAGAAUCUAAAUUCCUAUCUAUGAACAAAACAAAUAUUCGACCAUAACAUUAAAUUGAUCAUUCUUCAUUUAUAUUUUUCUUAAUUUUCCGCUAAUUAUAAAUACAUGUAUAUAAAACAUUAGUUGAGAUGGUAAAUAGUUAAUUCUUUAUUAAUUUCUUCUUCCUUUCCAGAGUGCAGUGAAACUAAAGAACAUAAAUGUGUCAUCGGUGGCCUGGAUGCAUUCACAGACUAUGACUGCAGUGUACAGCAAGUGAAGUACAAGAAUAAAACCAUCACCUUAUCUCAAAACAAAACAGCAACAAUCAAAACUGCUCCUGGAAGUAGGUGCAUCAUACUGUAUUCCUUAUCAAUCAUAGACAUUAAGAACUAAACUACACUUCAAAGACACUGCAUUAAAUGUGAUUAUGCAGUUAUCGAAGAAGUCGCUGCGUUAAAUGGCAGCUAUGUUUCUAAACAUGUUGCGGUGAUCUCUGAGAAAGUAAUAGAGUAUGAUAUGUACAUGAGAUAGCUACAUGCAGUCUGCUGGUGUCUGUGGACAGGAUGACCAUAAUGUAAUCUGUUGGUGUCUGUGGACAGGAUGACCAUAAUGUAAUCUGUUGGUGUCUGUGGACAGGAUGACCAUAAUGUAAUCUGCUGGUGUCUGUGGACAGGAUGACCAUAAUGUAAUCUGUUGGUGUCUGUGGACAGGAUGACCAUAAUGUAAUCUGUUGGUGUCUGUGGACAGGAUGACCAUAAUGUAAUCUGCUGGUGUCUGUGGACAGGAUGACCAUAAUGUAAUCUGCUGGUGUCUGUGGACAGGAUGACCAUAAUGUAAUCUGUUGGUGUCUGUGGACAGGAUGACCAUAAUGUAAUCUGUUGGUGUCUGUGGACAGGAUGACCAUAAUGUAAUCUGUUGGUGUCUGUGGACAGGAUGACCAUAAUGUAAUCUGUUGGUGUCUGUGGACAGGAUGACCAUAAUGUAAUCUGUUGGUGUCUGUGGACAGGAUGACCAUAAUGUAAUCUGUUGGUGUCUGUAGACAGGAUGACCAUAAUGUAAUCUGUUGGUGUCUGUGGACAGGAUGACCAUAAUGUAAUCUGCUGGUGUCUGUGGACAGGAUGACCAUAAUGUAAUCUGUUGGUGUCUGUGGACAGGAUGACCAUAAUGUAAUCUGUUGGUGUCUGUGGACAGGAUGACCAUAAUGUAAUCUGUUGGUGUCUGUGGACAGGAUGACCAUAAUGUAAUCUGUUGGUGUCUGUGGACAGGAUGACCAUAAUGUAAUCUGUUGGUGUCUGUGGACAGGAUGACCAUAAUGUAAUUUGUUGCCUAUGUUUGUGUUUGACAGUACCUGAGGGGGUGAACAAAGACCUGACUGUGACUUGGACUCAGAAUAAUGCUUUUACCAUUAAAUGUCAUCCAUUAUCCCCAAAUCCGUGGAAGGGAAAUCAAGGGACAUACAAUGCAACUAUCACUGGCGGUGUUCAUGAAGAAAAAUACUCAAAACAUUGCUUUUUUACAUUUGAGGACCUCAGUUAUUUAACCGAAUUCAAAGUUAAGGUAAGUUUUUUGAAUUUCAAGAAUUUGAAACUCACUUUUUUCAAAACCCAUACAGCUAUAUACAGCUAAACCUAAUGUAUUGACUAUGCUUUAAUAUAUUGUAGAGUUAGAUACUGCUGAAUUAAACGGUCUACACUACCGGUCAAAAGUUUUAGAACACCUACUCAUUCAAGGGUUUUUCUUUUUUUUUUUUACUAUUUUCUACAUUGUAGAAUAAUAGUGAAGACAUCAAAACUAUGAAAUAACACAUAUGGAAUCAUGUAGUAACCAAAAAAGUGUUAAACAAAUCUUUUAUAUUUGAGAUUCUUCAAAUAGCCACCCUUUGCCUUGAUGACAACUUUGCACACUCUUGGCAUUCUCUCAACCAGCUUCACCUGGAAUGCUUUUCCAACAGUCUUGAAGGAGUUCCCACAUAUGCUGAACACUUGUUGGCUGCUUUUCCUUCACUCUGCCGUCCGACUCAUCCCAAACCAUCUCAAUUGGGUUGAGGUCGGGGGAUUGUGGAGGCCAGGUCAUCUGAUGCAGCACUCCAUCACUCUCCUUCUUGUUAAAAUAGCACUUACACAGCCUGGAGGUGUAAAAUCGAGCUCUUUGGCAUCAACUCAACUCGCCGUGUUUGGAGGAGGAGGAAUGCUGCCUAUGACCCCAAGAACACCAUCCCCACCGUCAAACAUGGUGGUGGAAACAUUAUGCUUUGGGGAUGUUUUUCUGCUAAGUGGACAGGACAACUUCACCGCAUCAAAGGGACGAUGGACGGGGCCAUGUACUGUAAAAUCUUGGGUGAGAACCUCCUUCCCUCAGCCAGGGCAUUGAAAAUGGGUCGUGGAUUGGUAUUCCAGUAUGACAAUGACCCAAAACACACGGCCAAGGCAACAAAGGAGUGGCUCAAGAAGAAGCACAUUAAGGUCCUGGAGUGGCCUAGCAAGUCUCCAGACCUUAAUCCCAUAGAAAAUCUGUGGAGGGAGCUGAAGGUUCGAGUUGCCAAACAUCAGGCUCGAAACCUUAAUGACUUGGAGAAGAUCUGCAAAGAGGAGUGGGACAAAAUUCCUCCUGAGAUGUGUGCAAACCUGGUGGCCAACUACAAGAAAUGUCUGACCUCUGUGAUUGCCAACAAGGGUUUUGCCACCAAGUACUAAGUCAUGUUUUGCAGAGGGGUCAAAUACUUAUUUCCCUCAUUAAAAUGCAAAUCAAUUUAUAACAUUUUUUACAUGCAUCUUUCUGGAUUUUUUUAAUAGUUAUUCUGUCUCUCACUGUUCAAAUAAGCCUACCAUUAAAAUUAUAGACUGAUCAUGUCUUUGUCAGUGGGCAAACGUACAAAAUCAGCAGGGGAUCAAAUACUUUUUUUCCCUCACUGUAGAUGAGUUCCUGAUGACCUAGUGGGUUUGUGGGGACCAGGAUUGAGGCGCUAUAUUGUGUUUACACAGUGGGUUUACUAUGUAGUAAUGUCUUUUUUUCAGAUCUUUACAGACAAUGGGAAACACCAAAGUAAAGCAAUAGAAAAACUAAUUAGAACUCGCUGUAAGUAUUUUUACAUUUCCAGAAUCUUAUGCAGAAGCCUGCAAUAGAUACACUCAAGUCAGAUUGAUUAAACGUAUAUAUACGCUUUGGAUGAAUAUGACCUUUCCCUGAUUCCUAUUAACAAAAUAAUUACUUUAAUCAAAUGUAUGACAAAGUAGCUGUUUAUCACUCCUCCUCCCUACACUGCAUUCAGUGUUGACAUUAUUGUUGAGUAAAUGUCCCUUUACCAUGUUGUAAUGGGAAACCCUUCUCAUCUGUUUUCAGACAAUGACAAAGCUCUGAUUGGGUUCCUGGUCUUCCUCAUCGUCCUGACGUCUCUGGCUCUCCUCUUCGUUCUCUACAAGAUCUACGUCCUGCAGCGCAAGAAGUCCAAGUAAGUAUUUAGUCAGUCCCUGUCUGGCAGGUCUUCGAAUGCCACAGUAGGCUUUAGAUUACCUUCAGAUUGUAUUUGAAGAGAUAGCUUUGUAGGUAGUAGCUUAGUUAGAUACAUUCUAGUUUGGCUAUUUAGUGCUGUACAUUAUACUGUGGAGGAUGGUAUUCAACAGUGUCUCAACAACAGUACAGUAGAUAUGCUAUCCUCUCCUUUUUGGGAAGAAAGAGAGUCUCUGAUAUUACUGUUUCUUCCACAGCAACAAUGAUGAACGGUUUGAGCUGAUUCAGCCAAGUAAGUUAAUGUUUCUUCCAAUUUGAUCAUAUUGAGACACUCUUAAGCAGAGCCAUCUACUUUAAGUGCAUAGAGACACAAGCUUGCUGAACUCCGUCAUUUGAAUGAGUAGAUGUCCUAUGACUGUUGUAAGACUAAAGACUCUUCUACCCAUUGAACUCUCUCCAUUAAAACCUUUCAAAAUAUACAAUCUCUUCCUUUUCCUGUAUGUGGGUGUUGUCACUGAUUGGUGUUUCGUAGGUGAUGAGGAGAACCUGAUGACCGUGGAGCCAAUCGGAUCUGAGGUGCUUCUGGACGCAUACAAGAGGAAAAUCGCUGAUGAGGGUCGUCUUUUCCUUCAGGAGUUCCAGGUGAAUGUUAGAAUUCCUCUACCCCUUGCUCAAUCAGCAGAUUUAGCCACUUAGGAAAAGACACAAACAAAGGAAGGUUAGAAAUCAAAUGGAAACGUUAAAUUACUAUUGAUUUACUGUUGCCUUUCAUGAUGUGUUGAGUCUUUUUCUAGGGUAGAUACUUACUGUAUGUUUCCCAAACGCCUCAGCUCCAGUGAUUCCUCCAUUCAGCUCACAGAUCCCAUCUCUCCCUACAGAGCAUCCCCAGGAUCUUCAGCCGCAACACGGUCAGAGAAGCCAAGAAGUCCUGCAACCAGCCCAAGAACCGCUACGUGGACAUCCUCCCGUGUAAGUGGAACCUGAUCCUACGUGAACCCUGCUGUCUGAAGGCAGAAUACCUGAUCCUAUAUGAACACUACUGUCUGAAGGCAGAACACCUGAUCCUAUAUGAACCCUGCUGUCCCAAGGCAGAACACCUGAUCCUAUAUGAACACUGCUGUCUGAAGGCAGAACACCUGAUCCUAUAUGAACCCUGCUGUCCCAAGGCAGAACACCUGAUCCUAUAUGAACCCUGCUGUCUGAUGGCAGAAUACCUGAUCCUAUAUGAACACUGCUCCUCUCAGAUCAGUGAUGUUAUUUCCUUAUGUCUCGGUCCAAUCAGACGACUACAACCGUGUCCAGCUGACCACUGGGAAUGGAGAGACUGGCUGUGACUACAUCAACGCCAGCUUCAUCGAUGUAAGGAACACUUGUCAUUCUCUUUUUACAGUCCUCAAGUUAUCUUAUAAUUUACCUACAUGGUAAAAUAGUAAUUACAUAGUGAUUACUGUACAUAGUAUUUAGUAAUGAUACCAACUUAUUUUGUACCUAUUGUGUGCUGUGCCAAAUUGUCUUUCAUUACAGGGUUUAUGUGUCUCAUUCAUUACAGGGUUUCAAGGAGUCUAAGAAGUACAUCGCAGCUCAAGGUGAAGUGCUUUUCCAUUUUUUAGUGUUGAGGAUGAUUCUCUUUACACACUGAAUCGUGUAGUGUUGUAUUGGCCUUGCAUCUUUAUUCUGCAACGUGUGUGUAUGUCAUGUGUGUGUGUGUGUGUGCGUGUGUGCGUGCGCGUGUCCGUGCGUGUGUGUGUGUGUGUGUGCGUGUGCGUGUGCGUGUGCGUGUGCGUGUGCGUGUGCGUGUGCGUGUGCGUGUGUGUGUGCGUGUGUGUGUGUGUGUGUGUGUGUGUGUGUGUGUGUGUGUGUGUGUGUGUGUGUGUGUGCAUGUGUGGGCACUUGUGUGUGUGGUAGGUCCCAAGGAUGAGACAGUGGGGGAUUUCUGGAGGAUGGUUUGGGAGCAACAAUCCUCUAUCAUCGUCAUGGUAACACGUUGUGAGGAGGGGAACAGGGUAAGCAAAUAAUAGUACAACUGUCCUGGUUAACAAUGAGACUUUCUGCCUCCUUUUCACAAAUGAUCCAAAAAAUAAAAUAAAUAAAAUAAAAGUUGGUUCAACACAGUGGCAGGUCAUUUUGACCCGAGGACAACAGGAGGGUUUUAAACGCUUAACACAUUUGUGUGCAUGUUGCUUGGGUUUGCAAAGCAGAGCUUCCUUCAAUUACACCCACAGCUAGCUCAAACCACACAACAGAGGAAAAGACAGCUCGUCCCCUGAAGAUAUUUUUCUAUGAUGUUUAACUGGCAUUUGACUGUUUCUGUGGCGUAUUUCCCCUGUAGAACAAGUGUGCCCAGUACUGGCCGUCCCCUGAAAGAGAGGCAGAGAUCUUUGAGGAGUUUGUUGUGAAGCUGAACAGAGAAGAUCACUGUCCUGAUUACAUCAUCCGUCAACUCAGCUUGACCAACGUGAGUCACACUUACAGGGUUAAGACAGCGAUAUCUGUUAUUUUCUAAAUACACAAACAUGGUAGUUACUCUCUUGAUAGAGAUACUCUGUCACAACUGCCAAAACUGAACUAAAAUGAUAUAUCAAACCACUGAAUGUCUGAUUAGGAUAAAGACACAAAUUGUAUGAAGUUGGCUGAUCACCCCAUGCACCCCUAUACAGCGAGGGAAGACAUGAUCCACUGACAAAGACAUGAUCAGUCUAUAAUUUUAAUGGUAGGUUUAUUUGAACAGUGAGAGACAGAAUAACAACAAAAAAUGCAGAGAAUCGCAUGUCAAAAAUGUUAUAAAUUGAUUUUACAUUUUAAUGAGGGAAAUAAGUAUUUGACCCCUCUGCAAAACAUGACUUAAUACUUGGUGGCAAAACCCUUGUUGGCAAUCACAGAGGUCAGACGUUUCUUGUAGUUGGCCACCAGGUUUGCACACAUCUCAGGAGGGAUUUUGUCCCACUCCUCUUUGCAGAUCUUCUCCAAGUCAUUAAGGUUUCGAGGCUGACGUUUGGCAACUCAAACCUUCAGCUCCCUCCACAGAUUUUCUAUGGGAUUAAGGUCUCCAGGACCUUAAUUUGCUUCUUCUUGAGCCACUCCUUUGUUGCCUUGGCCGUGUGUUUUGGGUCAUUGUCAUGCUGGAAUACCCAUCCACGACCCAUUUCCAAUGCCCUGGCUGAGGGAAGGAGGUUCUCACCCAAGAUUUGACGGUACAUGACCCGUCCAUCAUCCCUUUGAUGCGGUGAAGUUGUCCUGUCCCCUUAGCAGAAAAACACCCCCAAAGCAUAAUGUUUCCACCUCCAUGUUUGACGGUGGGGAUGGGGUUCUUGGGGUCAUAGGCAGCAUUCCUCCUCCUCCAAACACGGCGAGUUGAGUUGAUGCCAAAGAGCUCGAUUUUGGUCUCAUCUGACCACAACACUUUCACCCAGUUCUCCUCUGAAUCAUUCAGAUGUUCAUUGGCAAACUUCAGACGGGCCUGUAUAUGUGCUUUCUUGAGCAGGGGGACCUUGCGGGCGCUGCAGGAUUUCAGUCCUUCACGACGUAGUGUGUUACCAAUAGUUUUCUUGGUGACUAUGGUCCCAGCUGCCUUGAGAUCAUUGACAAGAUCCUCCCGUGUAGUUCUGGGCUGAUUCCUCACCGUUCUCAUGAUCAUUGCAACUCCACGAGGUGAGAUCUUGCAUGGAGCCCCAGGCCGAGGGAGAUUGACAGUUCUUUUGUGUUUCUUCCAUUUGCGAAUAAUCGCACCAACUGUUGUCACCUUCUCACCAAGCUGCUUGGCGAUGGUCUUGUAGCCCAUUCCAGCCUUGUGUAGGUCUACAAUCUUGUCCCUGACAUCCUUGGAGAGCUCUUUGGUAUUGGCCAUGGUGGAGAGUUUGGAAUCUGAUUGAUUGAUUGCUUCUGUGGACAGGUGUCUUUUAUACAGGUAACAAACUGAGAUUAGGAGCACUCCCUUUAAGAGUGUGCUCCUAAUCUCAGCUCGUUACCUGUAUAAAAGACACCUGGGAGCCAGAAAUCUUUCUGAUUGAGAGGCGGUCAAAUACUUAUUUCCCUCAUUAAAAUGCAAAUCAAUUUAUAACAUUUUUGACAUGCGUUUUUCUGGAUUUUUUUGUUGUUAUUCUGUCUCUCACUGUUCAAAUGAACCUACCAUUAAAAUUAUAGACUGAUCAUUUCUUUGUCAGUGGGCAAACGUACAAAAUCAGCAGGGGAUCAAAUACUUUUUUCCCUCACUGUACAGAUGAAGGAUCUUGAUCACCCUGUUGUUGCAGGAAAUGUCCUGCACAGCAGGAAAUGCAAACUUGUAGUGUAUUCAAGUUUUAAAAAGGCUUCCAAAGUUAGUAAUUUCCACUUUAAAAUGUCAGACUUUAUUUGCCAUAGCUAAAAAUAUAUCAACUCCUACAAAAAUGUCCAUUAAUUAUAAUCCAUCCACCCAAUAAUUCACAUUUCCUGUUGCUGCAGGAUAAUUUUCCUGCUGUGAUACUGGUCAAAUUAAGAUCCUACACUUGUAUGUGUGUGUGUGUGUGUGUGUGUGUGUGUGUGUGUGUGUGUGUAGAAGAGGGAGAAGAGUGCAGAGAGAGAGGUGACCCAUAUCCAGUUCACCAGCUGGCCAGACCACGGCGUGCCCGGAGAGCCACACCUCCUCCUGAAGCUGCGGCGACGCGUCAACGCCUUCAAGAACCUCUUCAGUGGACCCAUAGUCAUACACUGCAGGUAGGAAACCACACAAACACACACACAGGAUUGCACUUGUAAUUUGUUGUACUCUCUUUAUACAAAAUGUGUUUUUUUUUGUUGCCAUUUUUCUAUACUGUUUGGGAGUUUUGUGUCCAGAAUGAGAUAUUUGUGUUAAAGUGAUUGUUAUUAAUGUGACUUGGUGCAGUGCUGGAGUGGGAAGAACAGGCACCUACAUGGGCAUCGAUGCCAUGAUGGAGGGGCUGGAGGCCGAGGGCAGAGUGGACAUCUACGGAUACGUGGUCAAGCUCCGGCGCCAGAGAUGCCUCAUGGUUCAAGUGGAGGUAAGUUGUCAUCACAUUAGACUAUGAGAUUCUAUCCAUUAGACUAUGAGAUAGAUGUGUGUGUGUGUAUUAAAACCUGUGUGUAUUAUUAAGUAUUAAUGUGUGUAUUAACCUGUGUGUAUUAUUAAGUAUUAAUGUGUAUAUUAACCUGUGUGUAUUAUUAAGUAUUAAUGUGUGUAGUAACCUGUGUGUAUUAUUAAGUAUUAAUGUGUGUAUUAAACUGUGUGUAUUAUUAAGUAUUAAAGUGCAUAUUAACCUGUGUGUAUUAUUAAGUAUUAAUGUGUGUAUUAACCUGUGUGUAUUAUUAAGUAUUAAACUGUGUAUUAACAUGUGUGUAUUAUUAAGUAUUAAUGUGUGUAUUAACCUGUGUGUAUUAUUAAGUAUUCAUGUGUGUAUUAACCUGUGUGUAUUAUUAAGUAUGAAUGUGUGUAUUAACCUGUGUGUAUUAUUAAGUAUGAAUGUGUGUAUUAACAUGUGUGUAUUAUUAAGUAUGAAUGUGUGUAUUAACCUGUGUGUAUUAUUAAGUAUUCAUGUGUGUAUUAACCUGUGUGUAUUAUUAAGUAUUCAUGUGUGUAUUAACCUGUGUGUAUUAUUAAGUAUUAAUGUGUGUAUUAACCUGUGUGUAUUAUUAAGUAUUAAUGUGUGUAUUAACCUGUGUGUAUUAUUAAGUAUUAAUGUGUGUAUUAACCUGUGUGUAUUAUUAAGUAUUAAUGUGUGUAUUAACCUGUGUGUAUUAUUAAGUAUUAAUGUGUGUAUUAACCUGUGGGUAUUAUUAAAUAUUAAUGUGUGUAUUAACCUGUGUGUAUUAUUAAGUAUUAAUGUGUGUAUUAACCUGUGUGUAUUAUUAAGUAUUAAUGUGUGUAUUAACCUGUGUGUAUUAUUAAGUAUUCAUGUGUGUAUUAACCUGUGUGUAUUAUUAAGUAUUAAUGUGUGUAUUAACCUGUGUGUAUUAUUAAGUAUUAAUGUGUGUAUUAACCUGUAUAUUAUUAAGUAUUAAUGUGUGUAUUAACCUGUGUAUUAUUAAGUAUUAAUGUGUGUAUUAAUCUGUGUAUUAUUAAGUAUUAAUGUGUGUAUUAACCUGUGUGUCCGGUCAGGCUCAGUACAUCCUGAUCCACCAGGCCCUGAUAGAACAUAACCAGUUUGGAGAGACAGAGAUCUCCCUGGCAGAGCUGCACCCCACACUGGGCACGCUCAAACAGAGAGACCCCGGUAACGAGCCCUCUCUGCUUGAGGCAGAGUUCCAGGUCAGUCUACCUUAUUGACUUAUUCAUUCUGUUAUUACUUCCUGUCCAUUCAUCCAUUCUUCCUUCCCUCUCUCAUUUAUUUCCUCUGUCAUUGACUUUCCUUCUUCCCAUCUACUGUUCCAUUCCCGUCUUUCCUAUGGAAUACAUGUGCUAUCAGAGUACUUCUUACUCAAAUAGUUUUCUCUGACCGUUCUGUGAUGUAGAGACUUCCACGGUACAAGAAUUGGCGGACAUUCAACACGGGGAUCAACGAGGAGAACAAGAAGAAGAAUCGCUACUCUUCUGUUAUUCCAUGUGAGUACAGUAUUCAGCCAGACCCAGCACAGUAUAGUUAGUUGUCAAUAGGGAACCUCUUAAUAAUAAUUCAUUUCAGUUUAGUUAUAUGAAUUGUCCAAAAGCAUGGCCGCUUUCCCACACUAUAUUACUAUAGAAUUUUCACAAAUGUCUUACUAUACGUCAUUCCCAAACAUUCUAUGAAUUUAUGAAAACAUGAAAAUGACUAUAUCUAAGUGCUAGCUUAGCUUUUUUAAAAGGUGUCAUAUUCUUCCUUUGGGUGUAUAUGAACAGAAUGUAAUAAGAUGUCAUGUUGCUAAAACGCUUUCAGUUCCACUUUAAGAAUUCUUACUUGAAGAGUUCCUCCGGUAAAUUUCACUUCCUAAACUGACUAGUAUUUGAAUCAAUUCCAAUCAGACGACUACAACAGGGUUCUGGUGAAGCUGGAGGAUGACGGCAGCCAUGACCAGGACGAUGAUGAUGAUGAUGAUGACUCUUCAGACGAAGAGGACGAGGAGUCCACCAAAUACAUCAACGCCACACACAUAGAUGUACAUACAACAUUUUACAUUUUAUAAAUGUUAAGUAAUUUAACGAACACAAUAUUAUAGAUGUGACAAAGGGAUUUCACUCAAAAGGAUUUUCACUCGUCAGCAUUAUGAGUUUUAUUACAAUAAAUGUGUGUUAAAUCUAACUGAAACUAGGGGCAGGAUUCAUUCAGAUCAUGCUUUGUCAGACUGCAUUCACGGUAAACGCUGCAUAUGACGGUUCAAUAGGGAAUUACCUUCAAAUGGCGCAUAGCCGACAAAAAGCGAAAUGGGAUUGAAUCCUGGCCAAUGAACCAUUAAAGUGUGUUCAUCUCGCUCAGGGUUACUGGUGUCAGAAGAGUCUGAUUGCAGCCCAGGGCCCUCUAGCCGACACCACAGCAGACUUCUGGCAGAUGGUCUUCCAGAAGAGGGUCAAAACCAUCGUCAUGCUGUCAGACCUCACAGAGGGAGACCAGGUGGGUCCCACAACAAAGGGGGUUUCUAAGAACCUCUGUUAUACACAACAAGGGGGGUUUCUAAGAACCUCUGUUAUACAGUAGUGCUAUUCUAAUGCAUUGUGUGGAUGUGUUGUUUGAGUGAGUCUGUCUUUCUCUCUGCAUGCGUAGGAGUUCUGUUCAGCGUACUGGGGAGAUGAGAAGAAAACCUUCAGGGACAUCGAGGUGGAGUUGACAGCCACAGAAACCCUCCCUGCUUACACCACUCGCAGUAUCCAACUCCGUCACCCUAAGGUAACCGGUAACUAACCAUAGGGAAUGUCUAGGGCUGUUUACACUUAUGGACGUCAGACAGUCAGACAAUGUGAUUACUCUCGUCCAACUUUAAAAAAAAGUCUCUUCAUUAAGAACUUAAAGGAAAUUAAAUGUGUUUAUGUGUGUACUUUGUCACUGUUUUAAUAUUGGUCAUUGAAUCCAAGAAAGACCAUGGUCCAUAUUAUGAAAGGUAAAUAAAGUGAAGCUGAACUCGACUUGGUGUUACCCAUGUACUGUAUUACCUCAAUUACCUCAUCUACCUCAUACCUCUGCACAUUGACUCAGUACUGGUACUCCUGCACAUUGACUCAGUAAUGGUACAGUGGGUAAAAAUGCAAAUCAAUUUACAGUGGGGAAAAAAAGUAUUUAGUCAGCCACCAAUUGUGCAAGUUCUCCCACUUAAAAAGAUGAGAGAGGCCUGUAAUUUUCAUCAUAGGUACACGUCAACUAUGACAGACAAUUUGAGAUUUUUUUUCUCCAGAAAAUCACAUUGUAGGAUUUUUAAUGAAUUUAUUUGCAAAUUAUGGUGGAAAAUAAGUAUUUGGUCACCUACAAACAAGCAAGAUUUCUGGCUCUCACAGACCUGUAACUUCUUCUUUAAGAGGCUCCUCUGUCCUCCACUUGUUACCUGUAUUAAUGGCACCUGUUUGAACUUGUUAUCAGUAUAAAAGACACCUGUCCACAACCUCAAACAGUCACACUCCAAACUCCACUAUGGCCAAGACCAAAGAGCUGUCAAAGGACACCAGAAACAAAAUUGUAGACCUGCACCAGGCUGGGAAGACUGAAUCUGCAAUAGGUAAGCAGCUUGGUUUGAAGAAAUCAACUGUGGGAGCAAUUAUUAGGAAAUGGAAGACAUACAAGACCACUGAUAAUCUCCCUCGAUCUGGGGCUCCACGCAAGAUCUCACCCCGUGGGGUCAAAAUGAUCACAAGAACGGUGAGCAAAAAUCCCAGAACCACACGGGGGCACCUAGUGAAUGACCUGCAGAGAGCUGGGACCAAAGUAACAAAGCCUACCAUCAGUAACACACUACGCCGCCAGGGACUCAAAUCCUGCAGUACCAGAUGUGUCCCCCUGCUUAAGCCAGUACAUGUCCAGGCCCGUCUGAAGUUUGCUAGAGUGCAUUUGGAUGAUCCAGAAGAGGAUUGGGAGAAUGUCAUAUGGUCAGAUGAAACCAAAAUAUAACUUUUUGGUAAAAACUCGUCGUGUUUGGAGGACAAAGAAUGCUGAGUUGCAUCCAAAGAACACCAUAGCUACUGUGAAGCAUGGGGGUGGAAACAUCAUGCUUUGGGGCUGUUUUUCUGCAAAGGGACCAGGACGACUGAUCUGUGUAAAGGAAAGAAUGAAUGGGGCCAUGUAUCGUGAGAUUUUGAGUGAAAACCUCCUUCCAUCAGCAAGGGCAUUGAAGAUGAAACGUGGCUGGGUCUUUCAGCAUGACAAUGAUCCCAAACACACUGCCCGGGCAAUGAAGGAGUGGCUUCGUAAGAAGCAUUUCAAGGUCCUGGAGUGGCCUAGCCAGUCUCCAGAUCUCAACCCCAUAGAACAUCUUUGGAUGGAGUUGAAAGUCCGUGUUGCCCAGCGACAGCACCAAAACAUCACUGCUAUAGAGGAGAUCUGCAUGGAGGAAUGGGCCAAAAUACCAGCAACAGUGUGUGAAGACUUACAGAAAACAUUUGACCUGUGUCACUACCAACAAAGGGUAUAUAACAAAGUAUUGAGAAACUUUUGUUAUUGACCAAAUACUUAUUUUCCACCAUAAUUUGCAAAUAAAUUCAUUAAAAAUCCUACAAUGUGAUUUUCUGGAUUUCUUUUUCUCGUUUUGUCUGUCAUAGUUGACGUGUACCUAUGAUGAAAAUUACAGGCCUCUCUCAUCUUUUUAAGUGGGAGAACUUGCACAAUUGGUGGCUGACUAAAUACUUUUUUCCCCCACUGUACUCCUGCACAUUGAUCAGUACUGGUACUUCCUGUAUUUAGCCUCGUCAUUACCUCAUACCUCUGCACAUUGACUCAGUACUGGUACUUCCUGUAUUUAGCCUCUUUAUUGUUUGUGUUGUGUUACUAUUUCCUUUUUGAUUUAGCAAAUAUUUUUCUUAUUUUUUAAUUCUGCACUGUUGGGAAUGGGCUCUUAAGUAAGCAUUUCACUGUAAAGUCUACACCUGUUGUAUUUGGCACAUGUGACCAAUAAAAUUUGAUUUAAAAAAUAAAUAAAUUAUCCUGUCCCUACAGAGGAAAGAGAGUCAGCAGGUGAAACAGUACCAGUUCCUGAAGUGGGCGGGUCGAGAACUCCCAGAGAAGCCUCAGGAUUUUACGGACAUGAUCAAGAACAUCAAGCAGACCUGUGGCUAUGGCAACAGCAAGCCAGAGAGGAUCCUGCCUGUUGUGGUCCACUGCAAGUGAGUCACCGUCUCAGAGCCAUUCUAACAUCAAGGGAAAGUACAUAACCUUGAAUAGUAUUGUUUACAUGUCUGCCUACACUUGGAGGCAUCUGGAUUUGUAAAAUGAGUCAAUGCCCUAUUCUUUACUGAGUCAAUCCCUCCAUCCCUCUUUCCUCUCUCGCAGUGAUGGCUCGUCUCGCUCCGGGAUCUUCUGUGCGUUGUGGAACAUCAUGGACAGUGCUGAGACAGAGAAACUGGUGGACGUGUUCCAGGUGGCCAAGGCUCUGCGCAAGGAGAGGCAGGGCAUGAUCCACAGCCUGGUAAGUAGGACAAACAUAGGCCUACUCUACCCUGGUCUGAACAAACACUGUAGCAGGUUUCCACAUUGUAUUGUGUGUAUGAUGUAAAUGGUCGUAAAUGGGUCAGAUGCAACAUGCAGUAGGACUAUGUAUUGGUUUCUGUUCAAGGCAGUUUAUCAUCUAAUUCAGCCAAUGUCUAAUGCGGAUUGUCCUUAGAAGGGUGACUGUUUGUAUGGUUCUCUCUCUCACCGCUGUCUGUCUGUCUCUGCGUGUCACCCCGUCAGGAGCAGUACCAGUUUCUUUAUGACGCCGUGGAGGGGUCGUUUCCUGUUCAGAAUGGGGAAGUGAAGCAGCCAGCCACCGCCCCAGCUGAAGAAGCUGACUACGUCCAGGUCAUCAACGAGACCGAGGCAGAGCAGCCUGCCAGCGCUGCCACAGCCACCCAGCAGGGGGAAGCGGUGGUGAAGGAGGCAGUAGAGAGCACUCCCCUAGUGGCAGGGAAAGAAGCAGGUGCCGCAGCAGAGGGCAAGGAGGAUGAGGCUAAUGAGCCAGGUAGCCCUACAGAGAAAACCCCUCUGGACGGGGCUAGUAACGGCCCUGCUGUUACCCUGGAGGUGUGACAGAACCUAUAUAAAGACACUUGAAUGGGAUAUUAGUACUUCAGUGCCUUUUACAGUGUUAGUGGUCAGUGGUCAAUAGACCAUCGGUAGUAUACCCACAAAAAUAGAGAGAUAAUAUUGGUAUACUUGGUUUAAUUACUUCUUGAAUGUAUUAUACAUGUAAAGCUUUCAUUUGAAGUUGACAUGUGUUUUGAAUAGAUUUUUAUGCCAUUUUUAAAAAUGUUUCAUAUUAAGAUUUUUAUAGCUUUAUUUCUGUAAAAUUAUGACCUGGCAUGUUUUCAGAUUCAAACUAAGGGCUUUUUUUUCAAUCCGUAUCACGGAAAUUCA
Coregonus sp. 'balchen' is the source of this 29961-nucleotide messenger RNA. NCBI's taxonomy places the organism in Eukaryota, Metazoa, Chordata, Actinopteri, Salmoniformes, Salmonidae. The record is from the annotation of a GenBank genome assembly.